AUGCUUGCCUCCCUUAUACGCCCCAAGAAGCGGCGAGUCUAUGCGGAACGAUCUCCAUUCUCAUCACCGUACACGACUCGGGAUUCGCCAUGGCCUUUUUUCCAGGACAAUCCACCCCAAGGGGGCCCUGGACCAGGCUACGAAGAUUUUAACGGAUACAGCGGUAUCCAGGAGGAACCUGACGCAAUACCUGGAGAGGAUGAAAGCGAUGGAGACGAUGAUGGGCCUGCCGAGUCCACACCUCUGCUUCCGAUAUUCUCUGCCUCGCAUCUAGACACUUUGCCGGUUUAUGACAUCACUCAUGCCAUACGUCCUUUAAUCGUUUCUCGCUGCGAAACCACCCUGACUUGGGACCAAUUGCGGUCUCCUCAGAUCUCUCAAUUCCUGGUCAAGCCUAUUCAGCAGAAGAUACGAGCAUUGCAUUUCUCCAGGGCUACAUUGUACGCUCUGAUAACGAACUGUCUCCAAUUCACGAAGGAGGUCCACCUGAAUCCGGGGAAUAGCGGCGUAAGCCAGACUAGGGCCAUGGUGGGCGAGCUUCUCGCCAUCAAGUUGCUGAGAGAAUAUACGACGCGAGAACUAAUCGACGCGUUGUCCUAUGAGUUCUAUCCGCUCAACGGCCAAACGCCAACCGUCACUGCAAGCUCCGAGCGGGCCCCUGGCUGGUAUUCUGCCCAGGGAAGCAAGCGGCCGGCUAUCGCUCGUAUCUCCUGCCUUGAGGUGGCCAUCCGUGCUCAGGCGAAGAGGUUCUUGUCGCAUCCCCUUGUGGUACAACAACUCGAAGCGAUAUGGGCUGGCACAAUCGUGUUUCAUUCAGCCGCUGACAACCUCCAUCGCUCGCCAGCUCAAACUCAGAGCAAUGGACGACCACAAUACGGUACAACUCUCGACCCAUCUUCGGCCGGUGCGUCACAUUCUCAGAUGCAGUCUAAGCUCUCUGGGCAUCGACGCUCGGUCACCAUCUAUGAUCCAAGAGAUGCCUCAUUGUUCAAACUCUCUCGGCUACGAGUACCUCGAUACAGACAGUUCUUGUCAACUCUGUCCUUCGCAGUUCUGCUAGGAUUAUUCCUAGCUGUUCUAAAUCAGCGUAGCCUCGAGAUCACCCCGUUGGAAAUUAUUUUCUGGCUUUGGAGCGCCGGAUUUAUGCUCGAUGAGAUUGUCGGUUUCAACGAACAAGGGUUCAGUUUAUAUCUCAUGAGCUUCUGGAACCUGUUUGAUCUCGGAAUUCUGUUUCUUCUUUGCUGCUAUUAUUGCAUGAGGCUUUAUGGCGCUGUUUUGCCCUACACCCGCAAUCAGGGUGUUGCAGACCAAGCGUAUGACAUCUUGGCCGCAAAUGCAGUCCUUCUAUUUCCCCGACUUUUCUCCGUUCUUGACCAUUACAGAUACUUUUCCCAAUUGCUCAUCGCUUUCAGGAUCAUGGCUUCUGAUCUGAUUGCGGUAUUUCUAUUGAUUAUCAUCGCCUGCAGCGGGUUUUUCGUCGCGUUCACACAGGCCUUUGGCAGCGGUGAAGAUCACUCUCCUGGUGCUGUUGCAUAUGCCUUAUUCCAGAUGCUGAUGGGAUUCACCCCAACGGCAUGGGGCCUCUGGGAUGAUUAUAAUACAUUGGGCAAGGUCAUCUUGACGGUGUUCUUGUUUAUUUGUCAUUUCGUUGUCGUCACCAUCCUUAUCACGGUCCUGACCAACUCCUUCAUGAAAAUCGUGCAAAAUGCCAACCAGGAACACCAGUUUCUCUUUGCUGUCAACACGAUCUCCAUGGUCAAAUCAGAUGCCCUCUUCUCCUAUGUCGCGCCGACUAAUAUCUUUGCUUGGAUAAUCACUCCGCUUCGUUAUUUCAUCCCUUUCCGAAAAUUUGUUCGGAUCAACCGGACGAUCAUCAAGAUUACCCACCUACCAAUCCUAUUUACGAUCUGUUUCUAUGAGAAGGCAGUCCUGAGCUCUCAGGUGAUCGAUUCUAGCGACCUUUUAGAGUCGACAUCUCGGUCUGAAUCAGCAGGUCGUUACCGGGCCCGUAAUCGCCGAUUUAGAGCCUUCAGCUCCCAAGCUCAUCGCUUCGUUCGAGAACCAUCAGUGGCAACGUAUCAAAAGGAUCGUGCUUUGGACGAGGUAUUCCGACGGCCAUUCCAUGACGCAACAUCUCGAGGGCCCGGCGCAAAUCUCAAUCGAAGAGAAAGCCACAGCGCUGUCAAUAAAUGGAUGCAGACUAUGGGAUUGGGCCCUGUUAACCCCCCUGAUGAGCAAGACUCGGAGGAGGUUGAGCGCCUAGAGCGAUCUCCAAGAGGUCGAUCAGGCUUUCAGCGGAGGCUUACCAGGAGCUUACGCGAUUUGACAGAAUCGAAUCGCUCCGCUACCUCCGACCCUGACCAUACUCAUCAGGUGGCAUCUUCACCUGCGAGUCCACGUAAUGGCAGGGCCCAUCUAACCCCGAUGAGGACAAGGCAGCUUUCGCGGCAUACGGGCAUGGAAGGUGACGAUGAACUUACGAGUGAUGACAACGACGGAUGGCCUGAAGAACAGCGGCUUGAUCCAAGGCAUUCCGAGGACGAUAUCCCUAGGAUUAUCAAACAAAGCCCAGUCAAUACACCGCCUAAGUUUUUCAGCUCUCGGCCGUCAACUGCUCGACUCAAGUCCCGCAAGACCAGUCCCGCCCGGCGGAUCAAGUACCACACGCGGAACUACUCAGGCGUUACUAUGCUGUACAACCCAAUUUCGUCGGAUAGUAACCAUGAGGAAGCUCCACCUUCACUAAGACCUUUACGGCCAAGAGCUGAGACCCCUGUCCAUGCAGGAGGUGUGAAAGUCUCCACUUCUGCUGACCAGUGGACGCUGAGAAGACAUAGUACAGAGGGUGGCAGACUUAGAAACGUGACCAUGACCCGGUCUGAUCCAAUGUCUGUCCCCGAUCUGGGUGGCUUUUCGGUGCCUGACUCUCACUUCCAGAGGCGUCGUCAAGCGUCCAUUCUGGAUGGCUUGGGCUCGGACUUGGGAGACAACAAGGCGAUUACGAAUGGCUUCCUAGGCGGCGUUCCGUCGAGCCUGACCACUCAAAUUGCUUAUGCCACAGGCAAUAUCCGACGCCCUGAAAGCCCGGGCAGCAGUCAGGAUAUGCUUAGCAAGCUUGUGCUGGCUCGCAUGAACAAUAUCGAGGAGGGCUUCCGGGAGGUGAUUAAAGAAGUCAAGGACCUCCGGCGCGGAGGGACUAGCCGGAGCCAAAGCCAAAUUGAUGAGCAAGGGAACGUCCAACGCGAGAACAAGCGACGCGCAGAGAAGAAGGAGUCGAAAAAGGACGCUCAGGGGUCUCGGAAGAGCAAGACGAGCAGCGAAGGGCAAUGGUCGGACGUACCCCCGGCCGAGCCUAGGGAGAAGACCACGUAG
Messenger RNA from Aspergillus sclerotioniger CBS 115572, 3372 nucleotides. RefSeq names its product ion transporter. Bases 1 to 3372 code for a protein of 1123 amino acids. The transcript is spliced from 2 exons. Gene Ontology annotation, cellular component: membrane. Lineage: Eukaryota; Fungi; Ascomycota; Eurotiomycetes; Eurotiales; Aspergillaceae. Gene Ontology annotation, molecular function: monoatomic ion channel activity. Gene Ontology annotation, biological process: monoatomic ion transport; transmembrane transport. The record is from RefSeq and is a predicted model, not a curated record.